Molecule: messenger RNA, 1669 nt
Organism: Salvelinus sp. IW2-2015
Lineage: Eukaryota; Metazoa; Chordata; Actinopteri; Salmoniformes; Salmonidae
Source: RefSeq, a predicted model, not a curated record
UUGUGAGUCUGCGCUGCGCUCAAACUAACAAAAUUGAGCAAGCAAAUGAAAAACAGCAGUCAAGGGUGCAUUCCCAAAGCAUGUCGCCCUCAAUCUUUCAAGAAGACGUAUUGCAUUAAACCAGCCAGCAAAAUAUUAGUUAUAUAUCAUGAUUUUCUUGUGCAUAGUGUAUUUAUGUAAAUUGUUUGUUUGCUUCCACGAGCAAACGUUUUUCUCUGUGAUGCCACUGAUCAACCCUCCACAUUACGUAAAAAGGACACCAUCUUUGUGGCGUCAUAAAGGAAAGACAAUAUUUUCGAUCAUCUCAUAAGAUCCUCCCAUUUUGCCAGCUAAAGCCAGUGGGGCAAUGGAGGUCAGGGUGCGGAGAAAGUCACUGCCUGCCACGCUGAAGAGCGGACUGGCCAAAAGAAGUUGCUCUGUUCGUGAGAUCGAAAAGGGUCCCCAAGUGUCUGAAAGUUUUGAAAACUUUGUGUUUGGUGGAGUGGACAAUGGGCAGCGCUGCUCUGAGGGGCUGAAGACCUGUGACCUGCUGCGCUGGCUAUUGGACAGUGGUCUGGGCCGAUGGCUAAGGAGRAGCACCCUUGUCAGCUGGCUCCAGACUAGUGACCUGGGGCUGUGGUUAGGUUCACACUGCCCAGCCCUCACCAACCUCCUGCUCCUCAAGGUGACACUGUGGCUCKUCCUGGUGUGGAUUCUCGCUGACCUCCAUCUUGGGUUGCCAUGUUUCCUCCUUGCCAUCACCUACUGGCUGUACGACGGGCCGCUACGGAAAGCUGUUAAUAGGGCCAGGAGCCAAUUCCGGGGCACAGGCUGUCCCUGAGAAUGCCACUGGCACAGUGCAACGGAGGAGUGAGACACCCACGUUAGGCUAGACAGGGGAACAUAGGUAGAGGACUUCCAAUCAUUGAAAUUCAGAACAGUGUGUGCCAAUAGCCUGGCAGAAAUUAAAAGUGCCACUGCUUGAACYUGUGUACCAAGGAAUAUGCUUCUCAAUAUCCACACUCAGCUGUGAAUUUCAAUGUUUUAACAGGCUGGGAUUUGUUUUGCAAGAGAGGAAGCAGCUACAACAACUAAAACUAGAAAAUGUCAACUUUCUUAAGAAAAUGUCUGUGCUUGCUUUAGCUUUAAAUUGUCUUAGAUCUAUAGUUAGAUGUUUAGGUAGUAUAAUUGGCCUGAUCUACAAUGUAGUUGUAGAGUCACGAUUAAGUCUAAAUAGAGUCUAAUAGAUCUAGACUAACUAGAGGUCAACUUGCAUUCAAAUAGUCCUUUGAGGCAGUUCCUAAUGCCUUUGGUGACCUGGAAUUUUUUUGACUGGGUGAAUUUUUUUUUUGAAAGAUGCUCUCAGACUAUCAGAGUAUCCUUUGUCAAAGCGUUUUUGAUGAUAGUCUGCAUAACUCUGCCUAGAGAUAACGAUUUUUUUGUUCAAAUAAUUCCGGGGGAUUUUCUGAAACGUUUGCUUAAAGACCUCCUCCAGCAAUUGUUGAACUUUUACCGUUGAUAUUUUUUGUUGUUGUUGACACAACUGCAAACUUCGAGGAGUGAUUUGGGKCCAGCCUCAUGUUCCCCUCAGCCCCAUGAACACAUUUCUAUCUUCUAAACCAGGGGUUGGCAACCCAAAGUAAUUUUUCAACUUCCGGCCACAUAUGAUUCAAUAAAAAGAUAAAAAUAA